Molecule: messenger RNA, 5571 nt
Organism: Austrofundulus limnaeus
Lineage: Eukaryota; Metazoa; Chordata; Actinopteri; Cyprinodontiformes; Rivulidae
Gene: sipa1l3
Product: signal-induced proliferation-associated 1 like 3
Biological process (GO): establishment of epithelial cell polarity; regulation of small GTPase mediated signal transduction; epithelial cell morphogenesis
Cellular component (GO): plasma membrane; Golgi apparatus; cytoplasm
Molecular function (GO): GTPase activator activity; protein binding
Source: RefSeq, a predicted model, not a curated record
CUCCCUUUCACCAAGCGCCCCUCCUGAGAUGGGAUGCCUGCAGACUGCCCCUCUGCCCUGAGCUCUCCUGGGCUGUCAUGAACAGCUACAGAGACGGAGGGGUAACUUGCACCUCCUCAGACCUUCUAGAUGGAGGUGGAGGUUUGCCCCAGCCCAAGUUGUUUCGUCACACCCCUAAUGGCCUCCCAGCUCCCGGCCCAGCCGACCCAACGAUCCAGUCGCGCGUCUCCGUGCCCAAAAUGGGUGUCCGUGCGCGGAUUGCUGAAUGGCCUCCACGUCGCGCACAGUCCCGGGAGUCGCUGCUUGAAAAUGGGCAAAAUGGCAGCAAUCACUAUGACGACCUCUCCCUUUCAUCUUCUGUUCUGUCAUCUGACGUCAAGUUGGUGCGCGGGGGGCUCGCCAGGUUGCCCCAAAGAUGGUCAAAGGAUGUGGAGUUCAGCGGAGGAGGGGUUAUGGGGGAGAGAGGUUCACCUGUCAACUCCAGAGUGUUCCGACCCUUGAGACAGCGCUCCAGCAGUGAAGUGACGCUGAGUGAGCAAGAUGACAAUGAGGUUGUGGUCCGUGGAGGUGUCGGGAUGGGGAACAAGUUCCGAGAGUACGGCAGCACCUCUUCAAUCAAUGACCAGGGCAUUUCUAAUCUGAGUUUCUUUGACAUGAUCAGCCAGUUCAACCAGGUGAAGCCCGACCAGCGCAGCUCAGCACCCACACAGAUUGGGGAGCUGCUGCGCCCCCAAGACUCAGCGCUCAGGGCACCUCUACCCUCUGCUCCUUCACCUGGUCCUGCAUCCGGAGAUGACCAAGGAACAGGAAGGAGGGACGGUUCUGAGAGAGUCCGAAAGAAAAGUGGAGGGACCGAGUCAUCACUGGGCACCUCUGGUUUGCUCCGGAAGAUCCGGAGUUCUAGUAGAGGGGAGCUGGACGGAGGAAAAGGAGAAACUAAUGAAGAGAGGGGAGGGAAAGGUUCCACAGAUGCCUCCUACAAACCGUGGGUUUGUCCUAAGAGCUUUGUCCACUUCGAUGCUCAGAGCAUCCUGUUUGACCUCCACGAAGCAGCGGCUCAGCGCAGCUUCGACACCCAGCGGAGGAACACGGCCACAGGUGCAUCAGCUGCUUCAGUGUCUCCCUCUAUCCCCAGCAGAUCGUCAGCUCCAAACUUAAAUGAACAUAUUUACUCCAGCAUCGAGGAUCUGACCCAGAAUGUUGAUCCGGGCACCACAACACCCUCUCUGGUUAUGGAACCUUUGGAUGGGCCAUCGACCAACAGCUCAAGCCCAUUGCUUCUCUCCUGCCCUCACUUUGUAAAUGAAACCGGUGGGCACUCAGAGCGAAACAUCAGCUUCCUCAGUUCAUCAGUGGAGCGGGGAGAUGGAGAAGGAGGAAGAGGCUGGCUGAGGAAAAGUAACGCUAGCAUGUCGGUGCUAGAGAUACCAAUUGAACAGCAAGUGUCAAGACUGGAAAGACUGAAACUGUACAGUAUAGAGCACGUUGACCUGGGGGCCCGCUAUUACAGAGACCACUUCUAUGAAAAAGAGCACUCAAACUACUUUGGGACGGAUAAUAAGCUGGGACCUGUCGCUGUGAGCAUCCGCAGAGAGAAACUGGAAGAUACCAAAGACCUGAAAGACCAGUACCAGUAUCGCAUCAUCGCCAGAACAAGUGAGCUUGUAACCCUGCGAGGCUGCGUUUUGGAAGAUGCGGUGGCGUCCACGGAGAAACACGGCACGGUUCGAGGUCUUCUUCACAAAGAGGUCCUGGAGCAGGUUGUGCCCGAGUUAAACGUCUCCUGUUUGAGACAGGCGCUCAAAACCGCCAAAGUCAAAGAUCAGCUCCUGAAACUGGAUGAACAAGGGCUGAGUCAGAAGCACAAAGUGGGUGUUCUUCUAUGCCGAGCGGGUCAGCGCACAGAGGAGGAGAUGUACAACAACGAGAAGGCAUCACCUGCCUUCUCUGCCUUCCUGGAGCUGCUGGGGGAGCAGGUGCUCCUCAAAGGAUUUGACAAAUACGCUGCGCAGCUCGACACAAAGACUGACUCAACGGGCAUCCACUCCCUUUACACGACCUACCAGGGCUACGAGGUCAUGUUCCAUGUGUCCACCAUGCUGCCGUACAUGCCCAACAACCCACAGCAGCUCCUGCGAAAGAGGCACAUAGGGAACGACAUUGUCACCAUAAUCUUUCAAGAGCCAGGAGCCCUGCCUUUCACCCCUCAAAACAUUCGCUCCCAUUUCCAGCAUGUCUUUAUUGUUGUUCGUGUUCACAAACCCUGCCCUGACAACACUUGCUACAGUGUUGCUGUGACCCGGAUGAAAGACGUGCCUCAUUUUGGACCCCCCAUCCCCAACGGAGCCACCUUCCGUGACCCAGAGACUUUUCGCAACUUUCUCUUAGCAAAAGUUAUCAACGCUGAAAACGCAGCGCACAAGUCGGAGAAAUUCCACACCAUGGCGACGCGAACGCGGCAGGAGUAUCUGCGAGACCUGGCCGAGAACUACGUCACCAGCGCGCCGCUCGAAUCAGCCGGGAAAAUCAUCCGCUUUAAGAAACGUGAGCGCUCGAAAGCAAGAGAGGGUGCCGAGCUGGGGGCUGCAGGGGCCAUCGCCUGGAGGGUCCUGGCUCAGGACUUCAGUGGAGGAGGUGCAGAGCUCCCCUGUGCUUUGGGUAUCUCAGAGGAAUACGUGCUCCUCAUAGACUGCGCCACCAAAGAUGUGGUGUUUAACUGUUUCUGUGGGGACGUUAUUGGCUGGACACCGGAGCGACUGGCGUUAAAGAUCUUCUAUGGAAGAGGGGACCAUAUUGCUGUGAGAGUACCAGAUGGCUGUGCGCAGGAUAUCAGGGAGAUGGUGCAAAGAUUAAAGUCGCUGACAGUUGGAUGUUCGACGGUGGAAAUGACUCUAAGAAGAAACGGACUGGGACAGCUGGGCUUCCACGUUCGCCUAGAUGGCACUGUAGCUGAGGUGGAGGAGUAUGGCUUCGCCUGGCAGUCGGGACUGAGGCAAGGCAGUCGAUUGGUUGAGAUCUGCAAGGUGGCUGCUGUGACACUGACUCACGAGCAGAUGAUUGACCUGCUGAGGACGUCAGUCACAGUGAAAGUGGUCAUCAUUCCUCCGUUUGAAGAGGGCGGACCGCGCAGGGGGUGCACAGAGGAGUAUGAAAUGAAGACCAUGGAGCAGAAGCCCGAGCCCCUGGCAGCAGGAUAUCGGCCCUCCCCUCGUCAAACCUGGAGAUGGGAAAGCUCGCCCAUUCCUCCAGGCCUCCACAGCGCUCCCAUCCAGCCACACUGGCCCCCCGUGGUCGCCCCACCUCCUCCAAUAUUCCGCAAACCCAAAACCAUGAUGCCAGCUCCCUACAGAGAACCACAGCACCUCGUCCCCAAGAGGCCAGUGAGUUACCCUGAGAACCACUACAGCUUUUCCCCUGCAGGAGGCGACAGAGGCGUGGUGUACAGAAACCCCUCAGCCAGCGUCUCCUCCCCCUCCUCAGGCCUGGUGGGCCUCGCCACCGUCGGGUCACCUGGAAUGACGCCCGGUCCCUUUGUACGCUACAAGCCUUCGCCCGACAGAUUUGGAUCAGUGCAGCGCCCUCUGCUGUCCUACGAACCCCUCCUCAGUGUGGAUAUCUUCUCCAGUGGAGAGUCUUCAGGCUUCACCAGUCAAGAAAGCACCAUGGAACGCAGCAAAACAGAACCUCUCUGGCAUGUCCCAGCAUCAUCAUCAUCUCGAGGACCAGGUGGCGGAGGGGGGCAGAGGAGACUAAACAGACAGGAUGUCCCGGGGAAAGACUCACCGAACAGACACUCGAAGGGUGAGACUCAGUACUCCAGCCACUCCAGCAGCAACACUCUGUCCAGCAACGCGUCCAGCAGCCACAGCGACGAGCGCUGGUUCGACGGGGGGCCCGCGGGAGAGCGAGGGGUCGACCUCGUGGAUCCCAACCCCGACCUCCUCAACAAAGGAGGCUCCAACGACAGCGGCAUCGACGCCUCCACUCCCUACAGCAACUCUCGCCACGGGAACAUGUCCAGCAGCCAGCCCCACAUCCUCGUGCAUGGCUCCGCAGCCUACAGCGUCACCCCAGAGCUGUCUGUGGGGAGGAGCAGCGGCGACGGCGAAACAAAGAGACGAGAAUCUUCCCCCGUUUUACCAGCUGCUGCCAAUCAGAGCAAAGGAUACAUGACAAAGACGUUCCCACUUCCUGGUUCGAGUGCUGAGAAAAAAGAUCCUUUCAAACCAAGGGCGUACACACCACAGGGUUACAAGACUCCCACUUCAGAGAAAGCUCGGCCUGUCCGAGCUUCUACGACCACGCCCACUUCAUCUCAAAUGAACUCCGCCCCUUUAUCCAGCUCUGCCCCCAAGACAUUUUACAGAAAAGGCAAACCAGCAGCCCGGCCAACAGAAGAUGGCACCUCGUCACACUCGAACACAAAACCUUUCUCCUCCGACAGCAGCAGCAGCAAGAACAGGCAGGUGGAUACAAACUCCAAAAACGUGUUUGGACAACCUCGGCUCAGAGCGUCACUGAGGGACCUGCGUUCUCCACGCCGGACAUAUAAGAGCACCGUGGAAGACGACCUGAAGAAGCUGAUCAUCAUGGACGGCCCUGGAGAGAUGCUGCAGGGCGAUCCGUCUCCCAGACACACCUUGCAACGCACUUUUUCUGAUGAGUCUCUGUGCAGCGGGCGCAGAGACGCCGGCUUCGCCUGCUCCGAGAGCCAAACGACCCCCGGCGACGUGCUGUUCACCUGCACGCUGCCCACACGCAAACACUCGAGCUCCUCCAACCACUCGCAGGGCAAAAAGAUGCCGCUGUCUUCAUCAGAGUUGUCCCUUACAGAAGUAAAAGACAAAGUUCCCCCCUUGAAGAGACUGGAUCCUGGGCUGAUGCCCCUCCCUGACACCGCCUGUGGACUGGAGUGGUCCAGCCUGGUUAAUGCUGCUAAAGCUUACGAAGCACAAAGAGCUGUUUCUCUCCUAUCACUGACCGAGCCGCAGCCCGGAGGUCCCGAAACGAGACCAGUUAGCAGUCCGGUCCAGUUUCAGACUCCUCAGACACCACGGACCACACCAACGAUCAGCAGCGAUGAGGUGCCCAACAAUUUGACAAGUAAACUCUACCAACUAGAACUGAUGUUACAACAGCUGAACAACGAUCUAGAAAAGGAGAAGCAGGAUAAAGCGGCCCUGCUGGCAGAGAUGGCGAACCUGAGAGAGAACAACCAGCGCCUGCAGGAGGAGAGCCAGACGGCCAGCAAGCAGCUGCUCAAGUUCAACAAGCUUUUCACCAACGUCAGUCCAGGAAGUGACCACGAGGCCCACGCCCUGACACACAGCAGCGGCUCACAGAGGGAGUGACGGAGCGUCGCAGAAAACUUGUCAAGCCCAGGCUCGCCACAAACCCUCUAUACCCAUGAUUCUUUGCACUCACAGGUGCGGCAGAGGACGCAAUGAUGUCGACCCCUCAGCUCCCACUGAACUGCCUUAAACCAGAGACGGUGACAAAAUAAAUAAAGUAUCUGGGUUUUUAAAAAAUGCAACACCCCUAGAAAGUCUGGGCAGAGACACCCCUCCCUAC